Molecule: messenger RNA, 1395 nt
Organism: Trypanosoma brucei brucei TREU927
Lineage: Eukaryota; Euglenozoa; Kinetoplastea; Trypanosomatida; Trypanosomatidae
Exons: 1
Coding region: 1-1395 (464 amino acids)
Source: RefSeq, a predicted model, not a curated record
AUGAUCCAGUCGUCUAAAGAGCGAAAGAAACAUAGAGGGACGUUGGCACGUGGUCGAUCCUGUUUAUACUGCCGUCAACAAAGCUGCCCCGGGACUCACAACUGCGCGGGUCGUUUGCAUCCCAAACAGCCACUUCGGCGAGGGCAGUCCCAGAAGGUGGGUGAAGCAGCACAGCAACGGCAGUGGGGAGGGUGGCUAGAGCGAACGAGACGAGUUAUAGAAGAGAGCAUGCAACCUCAGGCCUCUACUUUGGAUCGGAAACUGAAACUGUUGCGCAUGCGGCGCAUAAAGCCUGGUAAUGGCUCGUUCAUCUGCACGGGAAAUCGGACAGGUGAAUCUCAGCCCCAUGCCACGGACGGUGGUGAGCGCGCCGCCGGACACCGAGCGGAGAGCACGGGGACCUUAACCACGGGUCAGGGAGCAUCAACGAUGACCGGCAUGGCCAGUUCACUCGCCCCCUCCUUGACACCAACUCAGGAAUCCGCCCUGUUGUCAAAAAUAGAAAGUCUAGAAAAUAUAGUAAAGGAGCUCGCGUUACAGAACACGACGCAGUACCAGGCGAUAUCGGAAUUAAAAUCGUCAUUGGAGCAUUGCAACAGCCCCCCAAAGCAGGUGACCUCACUGUCACAACCGGGAGCAGAGCCUUCAGGGGGAAUCACCUCUCUACUACCUACAAGAGAAUGUGGAGUGCACGCGCCCCUUGCAAUGGACGACAUCUCGCGGUCGGGGACCUUCUCUACGAGUUAUAGUGGGAAGAGGGAGAUAAUCUCGCAGGCUGCGAAGGGAAUUGUAUCAGUGCAGCCUUACGAGAGCUUGGGUCACGAUGCCCCUCCGUCGCUCGACUUUUCCGAUGCAGCUAACAAGGUCGGAAAGGGUGGCUACCCCGCCCAAGAAAGUUCACUUCAGAAAAUUUUUGAUUCCACCAGUGAUAAUUUGGCUGACGAAACAUUGCAGUUACGAAAGCAGCUGCGAGCGGCGGAACGGAAGGUUUUAGCAUGGGAAAGGUGGUACGUGCGUCAAAAGCAGCAGGCUGAUGAAAAAAUGAAGCCGCUAACGCCGUCCAGGAGACCAACGAAGGAAGAGCCACCAACGUUUGGUCCCGAUGCUCAUCGCGGGGAGGGACGCACUGUUUCGGAAGCGGAGCGGGGUCCAAAGCAACAGGAACAGCCGCGGGUGCUAUUUCGGGCAAUGCCUGUUGGAGGGCUUACGAGUCGGUUGAAGCGUGGUAAUGAGACGCGUGACGGCGCUAUGAACCUGAACGCGGGCGCGGGUAACACGCUGGCACUCGAUGCUUACACAUUGUUGGCCCGCGAGGCCGCCUGGAGGGAAGUAGCAGCCGACGAGAGGGCAUCUUUUUUAGAAACUUUUGCCAAUGCAGGUCACGACGCCGUGUAG